Cetraspora pellucida is the source of this 894-nucleotide messenger RNA. The record is from the annotation of a GenBank genome assembly. Lineage: Eukaryota; Fungi; Glomeromycota; Glomeromycetes; Diversisporales; Gigasporaceae.
AUGAUCUGCCGUAAAAUCAACCUGAUACUCUCAAAGUAUCUUCAUAAAACAUAUCGAAAUGUUGAUUUAAAUUUAUCCCAAAAAAGAUUUUUAAAAGUUGAAAAUACGGAGGAGCAAAUUUCGUCAGCUAAAAAAGUUGAAAAAAAUUUUCGUAGAUUUUGGAAAGAAGUUUCUGUUUUAUCAAACAAAGAUAUGUAUCAGAUAGCUCUUGAUCAACGUCCAUUAAAAACACCUGGAGGCUCUCCUUUAGUUAUCCCUCGGUCGCAUAAAUAUUUAGCAAUGUUGAUUGCUGGGGAAUGGGAGUCUCAAAAAGCUUUAUUGAAACAGCAUUCAUUACCCUUGGCAUGUAAAAGCGCAAUUCUCGAUCAAAUAUUAAUUACAUCUCUUGUCGCAAGAUCAAUUGAUGCAUUUGAAAAAGACCCUUUAUCCAGGAAAGAGGCAAUAACAAGAUUAAUUCGAUAUUUUGAUACUGAUGCAGUUUGUUAUCAAGAAACUUAUCCCGAUAUUUUAGUUGAUCUUCAAAAACAAUACUGGGAUCCAACUGUGAAAUGGACUCAAGAAACUUAUGGUGUAGAAAUAAAAGUAACUAAUGGCAUUUUUGGCGCACAGCAACCAACAGAAACUAAAAAUAAGUUAUGCGCAAUAGUCGAAGAAUUUGAUAGUUUGAAGUUAUCCGCUUUUGAGCGUGCUACAAUGCUCACAAAGUCAUUUCUUCUGGGACUCGGUCUAGUCGAACGACAACUAACAGUGGAAUUUGCCUCAAAAGCUGCACAAGUAGAAACUAUAUCACAAACUAUUAGAUGGGGAAAACUCGAGGGUGCGCAUGAUGUUGAUAAUGAAUACAUUAAACUCCAACUUGGAUCUGUAGCUUGUGCCUUGAUAGUCGAUCAUUAA